AUGCCUGCAGCUUUUGACCCACCAUAUUCAGUAAAGGCACCUAAUGCCCCAGUCAAAGAGGGCGAGACAGCUCCUAUGCGUCAUUUCAAGUUUGCCGACAAGCUCAUUGAUCAUCCUCCCAACAUUUAUACAAUGUGGGACAUGUACUUGGAGGGCAACAAGAUCGGUGGUGAUACUCCAUUUCUCGGUACUCGCCGCAUAAACGAUGGUGUUGCUUAUGAGUACGUGUGGCGUUCCCACAAAGAAGUGCGCCAAUCCAUUGAGAGCUAUGGCCGUGGUCUCGUGAGUCUUGGCUUGGGUCGUCAAAAAGCGAUUGGUGUAUACAGCAUUAACCGACCCGAGUGGACGAUGACUGAAUACGCAUCUUAUCGCCAAAGCUUCAUGAUUGUGGCCUUGUACGAUACGCUUGGUGCUGAAGCCAUUGAAUACAUUGUCAACCAAACCGAGAUGGAGUUUAUUGUCGCCAGUGCCGAUAAGCUAAACAACAUUACUCAGCUCAAAAGUCGUCUGCCAACCAUCAAAAAUGUCAUCAUUAUGGAUCACGACAAUCUCAAAGAAGCCGAUAAGAAGGCCGCCAAUGAAGCCGGCGUUGAAGUAUACACUUUCCAACAAGUUGAAAAGAUGGGUGCCUCUAUCAAGGAGGAAACAGAGCUUCCCAAGGCUGAGGAUAUUGCCACCAUUUGCUAUACCAGUGGCACGACCGGUGUCCCCAAAGGAGCUGUGCUUACACAUGCCAACUGCGUUGCUUCCAUUUAUUCAGCUGCUUGUGUUGGUGACUCGGGCUCGUUUGCUAGAGUGGAUGAAAACGAUGUCUACAUUUCCUAUCUUCCACUUGCACACGUGUUUGAGCGUGUGGCUCAAGGAUUGCAUGUCUUCCGAGGUGCUUCCAUUGGUUACUACCAGGGUGAUACGGCUAAAUUAUUGGAUGACAUUGCCGAAUUGAAGCCAACCGUUUUUUGCUCUGUUCCUCGUUUAUUCAAUCGUAUCUAUGACAAGGUCUUGGCCGGUGUUCGUGCAAAGGGUGGUUUGAGCAGCUUUUUGUUCCACAGAGCUUUCGGCUCUAAAAAGGCCAACUUGGAUACCACUGUAUACCAUUGGCUUUGGGAUCGCCUUGUCUUUAGCCAGAUCCGUCAAAAGCUUGGUGGUCGUUUGAGAUUCAUUUUGAGUGGUUCAGCACCUGUUUCACCUGAUGUCAUGGAUUUCAUGCGUAUUUGUUUCUCGGCCAAUGUAUACGAAGGCUAUGGUCAAACCGAAAACUUUUGUGGUGGCUGCUUGACGCUCACUGAUGAUAACACAUCCGGUGUGGUGGGUGCACCCUUCCCAUGCUCUGAGAUCAAGUUGGUGGAUGUACCUGACAUGGAUUAUCGUUCCACUGAUAAGCCCUUCCCACGUGGUGAGAUUUGUGUGCGUGGUCCAUCCAUUAUGCGAGAGUAUUACAAGGUGCCUGAUAAGACCGCUGAAGCUAUUGAUGAGGAUGGUUGGUUGCAUACGGGUGACAUUGGUCUAUUCGACUCGGCCAAUCGUCUUCAAAUCAUUGAUCGUCUCAAGAACAUCUUCAAGUUGUCUCAAGGCGAAUACAUUGCACCCGAAAAGAUCGAAGGUGUUUAUCAAAAGCAUGAGCUAGUUGCACAAGCCUUUGUGUAUGGUGAUUCCAAGCAAUCCUCCCUCGUUGGUAUUGUUGUGCCUGAUGCUGAAACUUUUGUCCCAUGGGCUCAAAGCAAGGUUUCUGGUUUGUCCAAGGAGGAAGCAUACAAGUCGGAUGAAGUGAAGAAGGAAUUGCUCAAGGUUUUGAAUGCAUAUGGCAAGGAAAAUGAUCUCAAGGGCUUUGAGCAGAUCAGAGCUAUUCAUUUGACAGCUGAGGAAUUCACGAUUGAGAAUGAUCUCCUUACCCCCACCUUCAAGCUCAAGCGUGAACUUGCACGCAAGGUAUAUGGAACCCAAAUCGAUGAAAUGUACAGCACCUUGUCCAAUGGCCGAAGCUUCAACUAG
This is a messenger RNA of Lichtheimia ornata, 1989 nucleotides long. RefSeq lists its product as uncharacterized. Gene Ontology annotation, biological process: long-chain fatty acid metabolic process. Lineage: Eukaryota; Fungi; Mucoromycota; Mucoromycetes; Mucorales; Lichtheimiaceae. The transcript has 7 exons. Gene Ontology annotation, molecular function: long-chain fatty acid-CoA ligase activity. Gene Ontology annotation, cellular component: endoplasmic reticulum; membrane. The record is from RefSeq and is a predicted model, not a curated record. Bases 1 to 1989 code for a protein of 662 amino acids.